ACGAGCAAUUAAGAUCUGUUGUAAAUAGUGUUGUUUACGUUUCCAGGCUCGCGCCUACGUGUUGUCCUUUAUCAUGCUUUGACAAUUCGUGUUCGUUUCGCGUCAACGGAGCCGUCUGUCGUGAGAGAACGACCGAUAGGUAAAAUAAGAAAAAAAAAGAAACGGUAAACAAUCGGUGGAAAGUAUUAGUUGUCCAUGGAAGAAGACGUCCGUUGGAUUUUACGAGACAGGACAUACACGGAUCGGUUCAUCGAGAAUUUCCUUAGAGAAAAGGUGACGUUUCCAGGAAAUAGUGCGUAAUUACGACGGUCGCCGUUUGGGGGAAGGAGGGCGACGGAAGCAAAAAAGAAAGGCGAUGUAUCUUAGUGUAGUGAUUAUAAUAUUGUGAUCGACAGACUGUGAUAUAAAUAAGCUGUACAUAUUUCUAAUUUACGUCGCUUCGGGGGAAGCAACAAUUGAGGUUCAACAUGACGAACGCCGUAGCAGAGAAAAAAGGCGACGUUCAGAACUCGGAGAAGUCAUCGUUGGUGGACUCGACGGCACUACCAAAAAUUCAAUCGCCUAAUCAAUCGAAUGAAAAGUUUGACCUAGCAUCGAACAGUGCACCCACCGACCCUGAGACUGGCCAAAAUGUCAACGGAAGCGUCGUUAGACAAGUUCUCGCUGCGGUAGUGGCACAACUUGGAACUAUCAACACAGGCAUGACAUUUGGUUUCUCCGCCAUUGCUCUUCCACAGCUUCAAGAACCAAAUAGUACAAUUCCCAUCGCCGAAGGAUCUGUCGAGGAAUCAUGGAUCGCCAGUAUGUCCUCUAUCGGAACGCCAAUCGGAUGUCUAGCGUCCGGAUACAUGAUGGACGUCCUAGGCAGAAAGAGGUCCCUCAUCAUCACGGAGAUACCAGCGUUGCUUGGAUGGAUCCUAAUCGCAUUUGCCACAGAUAUUCGCAUGAUAUAUGCCGGAAGAUUUUUCGUGGGCCUCGGUUCAGGGAUGGUUGGGGCACCAGCGCGCGUUUACACAGGAGAAGUGACCCAACCGCAUCUCAGGGGAAUGUUGACUGCAUUCGCUAGUAUCGGAGUCAGCACGGGCGUUCUGAUCGAGUACGCGUUGGGAAGUGUACUCACGUGGAACGUUUGUGCGGCCAUCAGCGGCAUUCUACCGCUGGCUGCUCUGUUGUUAAUGUUCUUCUUCCCCGAGACGCCGUCAUACCUUCUGUCGCGCAGCAGACCGGAAAAGGCGCGCAAAGCGUUGCAACAGUUUCGCGGCAGCACUUACAACGUCAACCAAGAGAUGGAAACCCUCAUUGACUUCUCCAAUAAGAACAAUAUAAAGCGUCUGACGGGAUUCCGGGAGAUAGUUAGCGCCCUUUUGAAACCGAACGCGCUGAAACCGUUCAUGUUGUUGCUUUUGUAUUUCUUAAUAUACCAAUGGUCGGGCACGAACGUUAUAACAUUCUACGCCGUGGAGAUCUUUAAAGAUUCGGGGUCGACGUUAAACAAGUACUUAGCUGCUGUGAUUCUAGGGGUGGUAAGGUUGGGAUCUACUAUCGUGGCGUGUAUUUUGUGCAGAAGGUGCGGAAGAAGACCGCUCACUAUGGUAUCGUCCGUUGGUUGUGGACUUUCCAUGGUGGGAUUGGGCGGAUACAUGUGGCUAAAAAGUUACUGGACCGCAAACAAUCUUCCGCUGGUCGCCACUUGGUUCCCAAUUCUAUGUAUUUUCGCGUACACCAUAACUUGCACUCUAGGUUUCCUCGUUAUACCUUGGAUAAUGAUAGGAGAAGUGUAUCCGGUGCAAGUACGUGGUAUUAUCGGCGGUUUGACCACAAUGACGGCCCAUUUGUUCAUUUUCACCGUUGUCAAAACGUAUCCUUUCAUGGCCAGCGCACUUACACGGCACGGUACUUUUAUCACGUAUGGUUGCAUAUCGUUGUUUGGCACGAUAUACUUUUACACGUGCCUUCCUGAAACCAAAGGUAAAACUCUUCAGGAAAUAGAAGAUUAUUUCUCUGGAAGGAACAGUGACUUAAGAACUGGCAGUAUAGGCAUUAAUAAACCAAAGGUGUUAGAAGUGAAGAAGGGUCAAAUGUUGCCCUGAGUCACGACGUCAAGAUUUUUUUUUUUUUUAUAUAAACUAGAUUGCAGAAUUUGUCUUCCAUGCGAACAGAAACAAAAUUUUUUCAUUCGACGCCGUUUUUAUUAAUUAAUCGGAUUUAUAUAUAUUUUUAUUGUAAGAAAGCAGCGAAUGAUACGACCAAGAGAUUUAAAUAAUCGAUUAAAGUAGACGACAUUAAGACGUUAUCAAUACUCUUGACUUUUUCUCGUUUGCUAGAUAAGUUUAAUUUGCAAAUAUAUUUAUUGAUUAAAAGACUAUAUAAUUUAAAUCGUGCGCGUUUCACGGUGAACAGAGGAGGUAUAUUUUUAUAGAAACAAUAUAUUGCAAGCCAUUAAAAAAGUAUCGAACAUACUCGCGGAUAAAUUGUUCAGGAAUUGCAUAAUAGACAAUUGUGCCUUAAUUGUUUGUUGAUGUGCACACUAGGAAACGAGGGGUGCUAUUUAUUCAUAGUAUUACAUUUGUACAUAUGUGAUCGAAAGGCAUAAUUAACAAAUAAUUGUAUAAAUGAUAUGUUUAAAAAUAUCGUACGACAUUAUACGCGAAUUAUCGCGACAUAAAAUGUUUUAUAAGUUUAAAUUAAACUAUUUUAAUACAUUCAUUACGUUAUUUUCUGUUGAUAUGGUUCCCCUAUAUUUAAUACAUUAACCUAUAUGGUUUUUUAAAUUGGAACUGGUACACCGUGAUCAUUAGUUUCAUUAUUUCGUGCUCUAUCACUGUAAUGAUUUCAUUAAAAAUCGUAUGGAAAUUAUUGAAAUGUUAAUAGAAUAUUGUUGUGUAAUUCAAUUGGAGUUUGUAUGAGCGCCAUAUUUUGAAAACUACUCCAUACAAGGGAAAAUCUAGCUAUAUUUUUUCAGAUGUGAGGUUUUGCAAAUGAAUAGUUUGAAUCAUAGCGUAUAAUUUUGUCCAGCAGUAUUAUUAAAUAAAGUAGAAUACUUCUGCACAGGUUAUGACUAUAGUCAGGUAGAAAUAGGUUAUAGUUAAUGGAUCUGUAUUUAGAAACCUUAUUAAGGUCAUAUUGGGCUAUAUUUUAUUACAUGUGGGGUUGUGCAAAUGAAUAGUUUUAAUCACAAACAAUAAUUUUCUUCAGGAGUAUCACUAAAUAAAGUAGAAUACUUCUGUACAAGUUAUGAUUAUAAUCAAAUAAAAAUAGGUUAUAGUUGAUGGGUCUGUAUUUGGAAACAUAAUCAAGGUUUCUACGACAACAAGUUUUAUUCUUCGAAUGCUUUUAUCAAGCAUGAUUACAAAACCAAGCAACAAGAAUCUCGUCCUUACAUCGUGUAGCCUUAGAACGACGGAUAUCAAUAAUUCAUAGGUACAUAUUUAACAAAUGAUAUACAUAGUUACUUGUAUCUAACGGUGGUAAUCGAUAUUCGAUAAUUUUUUCCAUUACUAUUACUCUCAGCUCGUUAUUUUCCUCGUUUUAAUAGCGCUAAUGCUAUACAGUACAUUCGUUUGCUAUAAUUAUCGUUAUUAAGUAAUCCUGUCGUCAUCCUUAUUCAUCCUUAGCCUACGUUGCUAAUAUUUCUCAAUUACAGAAUCGUUUUUAAGCUACUUUUUUAAUUACGUUUCGAACUGUGUCAAGUGGUCGGAGAUCGGGACGCGGGUGUCAAUUUAAUUGAACUCGAAUAGUUUGAAUCGCGAUUAAAUGAUACGAAAACGAAUCCCCCACGACCCUGGAAACACCACGGACCUCCAUUUUCUUUGUCUCUUCCCAUAGGUCGCCUUCCAGAGUCGCGAAUUUCUUUCAUUAAACGCGAUAUUUCUUUCAGCGAGGAAUAGAUUUUUUGCGAUUACUGAUUGUUUGGUUGGUUUCGAAUUUAUUGUCAUAAGUGCGAUUCAAGCUUGUAGCAUGUUCAUUUGGCACAGUACGGUACAAAGCAAGAGAAACAAUGUGUUUUAGGACUUUCCAAACCUUAAAUCAUUUUUAACUUCAAAGUUAUUACACCGAAAAUUUCAGAUUCCUAGAUUGGACCAACGACGCCAUUUUGAAAAUAUCUCUUUUCGCGUAUCUGUUGAAAUCGUUCUCAAAUUGUAAAUGUACUCGAGUGGUCCAAUGUAGGAAAUUUUGUAAUUUUUCUUUUUGCUCGAACGAGGUUGGUACUUUUAACGAGCUUAUCUAUUAUUAUUCAAAUCAGGAACUCCCACAGUCUUUUGGAGAAAUUUUCCCGCCUUUUCUCUUCUUCCAAUAUUUGCUUUCCAGCCGGGAAAAUUAAAUAUUAAAAGCUAGACAACGAUUUUCGGAAACGAGGAGCUCCUAAUUCAAAUUCGAUUAUUCGAAGAAUUCCUUCGAGACUUUGCAAACACCCGCAUAACGAUCGUCUUCGACGUACAGGGCACUCGUUUCAAUAGUCUGACGUUAGAAUAUUUUUUAUUUUCACCCUCUGUAUUUUCUCGAAUUGUUAAAAUACACUCGUUUGCUUUUGCUUUUCGCUAUAAUAAUUUUCAGAAUUAAUUGUGUGUUUCUUCUUUUUUUAAAUACAAAGGAAAAUCAACCUCUUUUAAAUAAAGAAUUUACAAACAACAGAAAAAUAAAAAAAAAGGUACCAUAAAAUAACAAAUUUGUUCAACUCGAGAAAAAAUAUUCUAGCAAAUAUUGAUUAUGAAAAUAAAGAAACAUAAAUAUUUUUGUUUGUAAUAAAUAAGUACACGGUGAAAAGCAAAGUUUAGAUGAUCCAGGGUUGAAAUGAAAAUUAUUGUAACGUAAGAACAUUAAAACCAACGGCUGUAAAUUUUCUCAAAUAUCGAUCGACACAACUUCUCUCCGAAAGUUUCUUUCAAUCUUGUAUAAACUUCGAGGAACGAUUCGGAUUUACGUCGAAUUUUUUCUUUAGCCAAACAUGUUUUCUACCUCGAAAAAACAAUUGCCGAAGCUCCGGUCGAGGGCUUCU
This is a messenger RNA of Colletes gigas, 4996 nucleotides long. RefSeq names its product facilitated trehalose transporter Tret1-like. The record is from RefSeq and is a predicted model, not a curated record. Gene Ontology annotation, molecular function: sugar transmembrane transporter activity. Gene Ontology annotation, biological process: carbohydrate transport; transmembrane transport. Gene Ontology annotation, cellular component: membrane. Lineage: Eukaryota; Metazoa; Arthropoda; Insecta; Hymenoptera; Colletidae. The transcript is spliced from 3 exons. Bases 468 to 2090 code for a protein of 540 amino acids.